Messenger RNA from Theobroma cacao (cacao), 1017 nucleotides. Lineage: Eukaryota; Viridiplantae; Streptophyta; Magnoliopsida; Malvales; Malvaceae. The record is from RefSeq and is a predicted model, not a curated record.
AUGGAGAUUAUCAUGAAGGAGUCAACAAUGGUAUGUCCGACUGAAGAAACUCCAAGCCGAAGGCUAUGGGUCUCUAACAUGGACUUGCUGAUGACAAGAUACCAUAUUUCUACUGUAUACUUCUACAAGCCAAAUGGCUCUUUCAAUUUUUUUGACACAAAAGUGCUGAAGGAAUCUUUAAGUAAGAUUCUUGUGCCAUUUUAUCCAGUAGCUGGAAGGUUGGGAUAUGAUGAAAAUGGAAGACUUGAAAUAGUGUGCAAUGCAGAGGGAGUGUUAUUCAUAGAGGCUAACACUACUUCUAUCAUGGAUGAUUUGGUUAGAGAUUUCGCUGAUAGCUCAAAAACUCCUCAAUUAGUUCCAAAAAUUGACUAUUCUGGAGGAAUCUCUUCUUAUCCGCUUCUUGGGUUACAGAUGGUCCAUCUGCACUUCAUUUUAUCAAUAGUUGGGCUGACACGGCACGAGGCUUGUACCCUAGUAUUGCGCCAUUCCUGGAUCGUUACCCUUCUUCGAGCUCGAAAUCCACCAACUCCAACACUCCGUCAUAUUGAAUUUGAACCAUCUCCUUCUUUGAAAACUAUAUUUUUAACUCCGAAAUCCCAACCAAGCCCCGAAUCAUCAAUUAUGUCUAUGUUUAAAAUCACAGCUGAUCAUCUAAAAGCUCUUAAAGCUAAAGUAAAUGAAAAUUCAAACAGUAAUACAAAAUACAGCACCUAUAGUAUCUUAACUGCACACAUAUGGCGUUGCGCAACCAAAGCAAGAGACCUCUUAAGGGAUCAAGAACUCAAGUUACCCAUACCAAUUGAUGGACGGAAUAGAUUGCGUCCUCCUUUCCCACCUGGCUACUUUGGCAAUGUAAUCUUCCACGCUGCACCCGUUACUCUAGCCGGUGAUCUUCUAUCAGAAUCAUUCAUAGAUACCAUAAAGAGAAUUCAUGAAAUAUUGAAGGUAAUGGAUGAUGAAUAUCUGAGAUCUAGUAUUGACUACAUAGAAAAAGCUCCUGACAUAAAAUCUGUCUAG